This is a messenger RNA of Ostreococcus tauri, 1872 nucleotides long. Its product is annotated as P-loop containing nucleoside triphosphate hydrolase. Gene Ontology annotation, biological process: recombinational repair. Gene Ontology annotation, molecular function: ATP hydrolysis activity; damaged DNA binding; ATP-dependent DNA damage sensor activity. Lineage: Eukaryota; Viridiplantae; Chlorophyta; Mamiellophyceae; Mamiellales; Bathycoccaceae. Bases 1 to 1872 code for a protein of 623 amino acids. The transcript has a single exon. The record is from RefSeq and is a predicted model, not a curated record.
AUGACGACGCACGCCGCGGCGACCGCGCGCGUUCAGAACAUUGCGAAAACGACGUGUCGGUCCGCGCGCGCGUCCCGUGAAUUGCAUCAAAAUCACAGUGAUGAAUGUCACGCGUUCGGUCGCGUGCGCGCGCGCGCGUCGACGGUGAUGACGCCGACGAGCGAUGGACGUCGAUCAACGCGCGCGUACGCGAGUUCGAAAUCGGGCACGUCGACGAAAACCGCGUACGUGUGCGCGGAGUGCGGCGAAGACGCGAGACAGUGGCUCGGGCAGUGUCCGGCGUGCAAGACGUGGGACAGCAUGAAACCGAUAAAGAUUGACGGCGGAUCUUCGAGCGGUGGGACGAGUGGGAAGAAUGCUGGAGGUGGGGCCGGGGCGCGAGCGGUGGCGCGAUUGGCGGAGGAGACGAACGCGUUCGGCGCGGCGGCGCCGGCGCGGCGAAACGGAAAGGCGUCGACCAAGUUCUCCGGGUCCACCGCCGGGGGAUGGGUCGCCGAGGCGAACGCGCCGAGAAAUUUGAAGGAUGUCAUCGGAGGUAGCGGUGAGAAGGGAUCGACGAAGAACGCGAUGCCGAGACGAAGGCUCUCGGGAGGAUCAAACGAAGCGCUCGGGAGUGAAAUCGAACGCGUUCUGGGCGGAGGUGUCGUUCCGGGAGGGAUGACGCUCGUUGGGGGCGAUCCGGGGGUUGGUAAAUCGACGAUUUUAUUACAACUCGCGGGUUUGCUCGCGGAGAGCGGCGGGGCGGACGCGGGUCCGGUGCUCUACGCGUCGGGCGAGGAAUCUGUCGAGCAAGUCGGCGGACGCGCCGAGCGCAUGGGACUCGACUCGGAUUCGAUCUAUCUCUACAGUGCCACGCGAUUGGAAAACGUUCUUGAGGCUGUGGCGACGCUGAAACCGUCGGCUUUGGUCGUUGACUCGAUUCAGACGGUGUUUUUGGAGGAUGCGACGGGAUCGCCCGGAAGCGUGAGCCAAGUGCGCGAGUGCGCCACCGCGCUUCUGCACGCGGCGAAGACGACGGGAAUACCCGUUUUCAUCAUCGGUCACGUCACGAAAUCCGGUGACAUCGCGGGUCCUCGCGUUUUGGAGCACAUCGUCGACGUCGUGCUGUAUCUCGAGGGAGACGCCGAUCGCGCCGUGCGCAUCUUGAGAGGACAUAAAAAUCGUUACGGAUCCACGGAUGAGGUCGGGGUGUUUCAGAUGAGCGACGAGGGAAUGAAACCCGUGGCUUCGCCGUCGGCGCUUUUCCUGGGCGAGCGAAUACUCAGCCCAGACGUGUCGGCGGCGCCGACGGUCACCGUGCAGGGGUCUCGUCCGUUCAUGCUCGAGGUGCAGGCGUUGACGAACGAACGCGCAGACGAGGGUCAACAGGCGCCCCCCAUUCGCACAGCGGUCGGUUUGCGAUUCGAGCGCAUGCAACUUAUUCUCGCCGUGCUGGCGAAAUUCGUUCUCGGUCGUCGCGUUCAAAAGCACGACAUUUUCAUCAACAUUGUCGGCGGGAUGAAGCUCGAGGACCCGUCGACGGAUGUCGCCGUCGCCUUGGCGAUCGCGAGCAGUUUCGUCGAGAAGGCGCUUCCGGCCGACAUGGCGUUCUUCGGCGAGGUCGGUUUAGGCGGUGAGUUACGUCCAGUCAUGCAGGCGGAACGACGAAUCGCCGAGGCAGCCGCGAUGGGGUUCAAGCGCGUGCUCCUCCCCGAAUCCGGAAGCUCUCCCGACAUGGGGAAGAAAACGGGCAUCGAGCUCGUGCGUUGUAACACUGUCGCGGAGGCGCUCGAGGCCACAUUAGGUGUGCGGCCGGUUCGAUCGGCCGCGGUUUCCCAACCCAACGGCUCGUGGCCGAGUAAAUUUCCGAAACAAAAGAAGUCACACAGUUAG